AUGGAAGAAACUGAAGCUUUGAUAAAAUCAUCUGAGCCUUAACAUACUAGAAACGUCAUUUAGGCACUAAUAAAUGAAUAUAAAAUUAUGUAUGCUGGUCUAUAAAAUCAGUAAUAAAUUGUCUUAAAACCUAGAGAAUACCUUGAUUAUUGUUUUGUAAAAGGAGCUUCUGGAUAAACAGUCCCAUUAGCACUUCUAUUACCUGUAGGUUUGUUUUUGGGGAUAGUAAAUAUAUUGUCAAAAGCUACAACCAAUAUUAUUGAAGGUUAAUAAUGAUGUCAAAUUUAGGUGAUUAUAUCCUCACAAAUUUGGUUUAAGUGAUCCUUUAAAUCUGUGGACUUUGCAUAGUUCUAUAUUUAUUACUUAAAGCAUGUGAGGUGAUACCAAAGAAGAUUCAAAAUCCACUUCUUUUUGGGAGAGUAACAACUUACGUUUUUAUGUGUUUACUUAUUGCAAUGGGAAUUUUGGUUGUAGAGAGGAUAGUAGAAGGAUAAGCUAGAACUUAUCAUACUUCUUAAUUCUGGGUUGUUUUUGCCUUAAUAAUCUGGUAAAAAAUCUUGGUCUUAUUUAUAUAUGAUUAUAAAGUUAGAUUUGCAGCAUUUUUCUUUUUAUAUACUUAUUAUGCUUUUAGAGUUUCAGGUUAAGAAUUUAGAUGGGCAUACAAUCUAUUAAAAGCAUCAGUUUAUAUAAUUUUAGAGUUAGUGAUGGUUAUAGAUAGAGAAUUAAAGAAUUAUGCUGAUUAUUAACUGGAAAAUAAUGUAAUUUUUAAAUUUAUAUAGAUUCAAACUAAAUAAGUAUUAGAUGAAGUAGUACCUCCAAUGAGAAUGUUUUAAUAACAAUUCUUACUUGAAUCUUAUCUUAAAGUAUUUCCUGUUGUUAUUUUUGAUUAAACAAAAGAAUUGCUUAAUAUUUCAUCUGAAACAUUAAAAUUAUUAGGUCAAAAUGAUUUGUUUUAGGCUGAAAAAUAAUUAAGAAAAUUAGAGAUAAUAGAAGUUUUUAAUAGAAAGGAAUAAGUGUCAGUUAAAGAAUUGACUGUUAAAUUGAGUAGAUAAGCUAAAUUUGGAUCUACUUGUGGAGUAAAUGAAAAAGGAGAUUUAUUACAUUCUUUAAUUAAUGGUCCAGCCUUAUAGCAAUUAAGAUAAUAGUAAUAAACUGACUAGCCAAGAUUGUAAACUCAGGGUUAAUUAGAAUAGUUACUUAAUGAAUUAAUAAAGGGAGAUCAAGAUUAUUUAAAGGGAUUAUUAGUAUUGAAAUUAAGUAAGGAAAAGUAGUACUAUUUUUCAUUUCAUUUGAUUCGUAAUAAAAAAAUUUAUCUAUUUUUGGAUGAUGUUUCUGAAAUAAUGAAACUUUAAUUGAAAAACAAGGAUGAAAAUUAUGAGACAAAAGAUAAUAAAGAUAUUAAUAUUCUAUUAUCUUAGAUUCGUUAGAUUGCUACAUUAAAAGGUUAUCCUAUACCAACUAAAAUAUAAAAUAUUGAGAUGAAAUCUUGUUAUUUAGAAUAGAAUUAAUUAAAAAUUAAUUAUGACAAAAUUAAUUUUGAUUAAAUGGUGAUAAAUUUGUAAGAAUAUUAUAAAUAACGAAUUCCAACAAUUAAAUAUUAAUUUAAAAAUCUAGUAAAAUUGAAUACAAAUUUCUUUACAGAUGAAGAACGUGUAAGAUAAAUUAUAGAUAUUAUAAUGGAGAAUAGUAUAGAAUAAACAAAAGAUGGAUUUAUUGGUAUAACUUUUGAAAAUGAUGCAAGACCAAAUUGUAUUCAAGUAUCUAUACAAGACACAGGCACAGGGAUAAAUCUAGAAUUAAUUAAAGAUGAAAUGGGUACAAAAUUAUCUGGUCUUUUCAUAGCUAAUUAUUUAACUAAAAUAUUAGGAGUUUCAUUUUUUAAUAAAAAAAUUAAUGGAUAAAUUGCAAGUAAAGGAUUAAGAAUUGUAACUACAUAAGAGUAUGGAACUAAAAUUUCAUUUACUCUUAGAAAUAUGUUAUAUGAUUAGAAUAAUGUUUUCUUUCUUUUAGAUGAGAAUAUAGAUGAAGAUGAAUAGAAUCAAGAUGAAAUUAUUGAAAGAUACUUAAUUGAAGAUUAAACUUUAUAUUUAAAUAGAUUAAAAAAGUAUAAAUAUAUAUAUUAUUUAAAUAGACCUAUUAAAUAUAUAGUGAUGAAAAAUGAAGAAAAAAAAGUUGUAUAAAUUUUAGAAGACAGAAUAGUUAAAAGACCACAAUUAAAAGGUAUGAUGAAACUUUAGGAAUCAGGAAGAUUGAAGUCUCUAACUAAUCAAAUAGAAUAAUUAUAAAUUCCAUUAGAAAAAUGUAUAUGUGAAACUCCUUUAAUCAUAAAUAGUGAUUUCUACUUUUCAUCUACAUUAAAAGACUUUAAUUUUUAAAUUGUAAAUGAAUAUGAGGCUUUGAAAAUAAUUAAUAUAAAAUUAAAAGAGAAUCCUUGUAUAUAGAAAGGAUGCAUUGCUUAUAAUAAAAUAUUUAUUAAUUGCUCAAAUCCUAAAGUAAAUUAUGAUGAGUAAUAUAUAAAUUUAAUUGUAGUUUGAUUAAGAAAUUGCUUCUAUUAAAUAAGUAACUUAAUAUUGUAGUCCUUUAAUAUCUUCCAUGGGGAGAAUAAUAACCAAACAUCACUUAUUAUUAAAUGCCAACCAAAUUAGAUACAAUAUUUAAGUGA
This is a messenger RNA of Paramecium pentaurelia, 2662 nucleotides long. NCBI's taxonomy places the organism in Eukaryota, Ciliophora, Oligohymenophorea, Peniculida, Parameciidae. The record is from the annotation of a GenBank genome assembly.